GGAAAGGAGCGCGAGGGGAGGGCCUGGUCGCCAGGGGUUGGGGGGGGUGGGGCCUGGGCUGGCGGCGGGGACCGGGCCUGGGGCCGGGACUGCGACCCGGGGCGGGCCGCGGCUCCCUGCCGAGACCGGGCGGGAUCCAGGUUAACACAGAAAUCAGCUGUUGGGGCCAUGCCUGUUUUAAGACCUGUUUCGUCUCACAAACCCCAGCAGAAGACAGAUGGGCCAGUCCUCGAAGUGGAUGACUUCCCUUCCCUGAGCAAGAGAUGGAAUAGUACCUGGGAUCUGCCCACCACUAGACUCUGGGCUUACUAAGCCAACUGAAUGAAGGGAUGUAACAGACCUGGGAGGGACACUGAAGCCUGCAGUGGGGGGGGAGGGGCCUGGACAUAACCCUUCCCCCCCAGACUCCUCCCACUCGGAAUCCACUCAGCCAUGGACUCUGGACCUGGAAAGAGGAGAGAAGCUGCACUUUGGUGUAUCUGAUUUGGGAUUCUCAGUUUUGGAAAUGGUGUGCUGGAUGGGGGUUUCAUGAUCUCCAGGGGAGCAAUUGAGAGAAGAAAAGAAAGGUGCAUGGCUGCUUCCUAACCCGAAGCCCAGAGGAGGCAUUCUUUGCGCGGUGGGGAGUGAGCCAGGCAAGCGAGGGCAGCCUCGGCCCCACCCCUGCCCGCCUCCCCCGUGGGGGCCAGGAUGCUGAAGAAGCAGUCUGCAGGGCUUGUGCUGUGGGGCGCCAUCCUCUUCGUGGCCUGGAACGCCCUGCUGCUGCUCUUCUUCUGGACGCGCCCGGCGCCCGGCAGGCUGCCUUCCGACGGCGCUCUCUCUGACGACCCCGCCGGCCUCACCCGCGAGGUGAUCCGCCUGGCCCAGGACGCCGAGGUGGAGCUGGAGCGGCAGCGGGGGCUGUUGCAGCAGAUCAGAGAGCACCAUGCGCGCUGGAGCCAGCGGCGGCGGGUGCCCUCUGCGGUCACACCCGUCCCGCCGCGCGUGUCCGCGCCCUCGCCGCCCGCGGUGAUCCCCAUCCUGGUCAUCGCCUGCGACCGCAGCACCGUGCGGCGCUGCCUGGACAAGCUGCUGCAUUACCGGCCCUCGGCCGAGCUCUUCCCCAUCAUCGUAAGCCAGGACUGCGGGCACGAGGAGACGGCGCAGGUCAUCGCCUCCUACGGCAGCGCCGUUACGCACAUCCGGCAGCCGGACCUGAGCGCCAUCGCCGUGCAGCCCGAUCACCGCAAGUUCCAGGGCUACUACAAGAUCGCGCGCCACUACCGCUGGGCGCUGGGCCAGGUCUUCCACAAGUUCAGGUUCCCCGCCGCCGUGGUGGUGGAGGACGACCUGGAGGUGGCGCCCGACUUCUUCGAGUACUUUCAGGCCACCUACCCGCUGCUGCGCGCCGACCCGUCCCUCUGGUGCGUGUCGGCCUGGAACGACAACGGAAAGGAGCAGAUGGUGGACGCGAGCAAACCCGAGCUGCUCUACCGCACGGACUUCUUCCCGGGCCUCGGCUGGCUGCUGCUGGCCGAGCUCUGGGCUGAACUGGAGCCCAAGUGGCCCAAGGCGUUCUGGGACGACUGGAUGCGGCGGCCGGAGCAGCGGCAGGGCCGCGCCUGCGUGCGCCCCGAGGUCUCCCGAACCAUGACCUUCGGCCGCAAGGGCGUGAGCCACGGCCAGUUUUUCGACCAGCACCUCAAGUUCAUCAAGCUUAACCAGCACUUUGUGCCCUUCACGCAUCUAGACCUGUCGUACCUGCGGCGGGAGGCCUACGACCGGGAUUUCCUGGCCCGCGUCUACACCGCCCCUCUGCUGCAGGUGGAGAAAGUGAGGACCAGUGAGCGGAAUGAGCUGGGGGAGGUGCGGGUGCAGUACACGGGCAGGGACAGCUUCAAGGCCUUCGCCAAAGCGCUGGGAGUCAUGGACGACCUCAAGUCCGGAGUCCCCAGGGCCGGCUACCGUGGCAUCGUCAGCUUCCUGUUCCGUGGCCGCCGCGUGCACCUGGCCCCGCCGCAGACCUGGGACGGCUACGAUCCCAGCUGGAAUUAGCCGCGCCGCCUGUGCCUGCUGGCCGCGUUCUGCCGUGUGUUGGACCGAGACCGGACGCAGCCCCUGGGCUGCAUCCUCCUCUGUGUUUCUUUCCUGAGUCCAUUUAACUUUUUCUUUUCUUUUCUUUUUUGGAGUGGCAUUCGAGUGCACAGAUGAUCAAGUGAGGGUUAUUCUCCCGUUUUCAAGGGAGUCAAAUUAGGGGAACCUUACAGGGGUAUAUUGGGGGGAAUUAAGCAGGAAACUACUGUGUGGUAGGGAGAGACUUGGGCUUGUUGGGGCCACAAACCUGCAUGUUCCAGGCUGACUCCCGGGGUGUCUGCAGAAAGGUUGGCAACUUAAGCUCUCUUGACCAGGCCUCUCCCUGUCUCGGUUCUUCCAGCCAGGGCAUGAGCCCCCCCGCCUGUGUGUGCCGCGCAUCCCCACAUUCCCCCACUUGGAGGUGGGGCAGGGUUCUGUGAGAAGAGAAGGUAUCUGGCCAAAAUGAGACUAACCGGAGGGGUUUCAUUAUCAGGGUCUGGCAGGGGACCUUAGGCCCUCAGGGCUGCUGCCUCCUGCCGUGUUUUUCUUCCUCCCUUUCCUUAACCCUAACCUCGCACCUCUUACCCAGCAGCCUAGCCUUUGUGAUUCUAAGAUGACUAGUUGAAGGGGAAGAGCAAGACUUCUCUUCAGCUUAUCCCUGGCAGUGGGGGGAGGCCUUGGUGUGCUGGGGCACACCUCGUUCAUCCUGCCUCAAAGAAACAGGCUCUGUCCCCUUUUCCCAUCCUUUUAAAAUAUGGAUCCUUUCUCCGUUGCUCUAGGAGGGUUUCAUGCUGGCGUGGGGAAGGGAGCUUAGAUCCUUGAGCCUCUUUUCCCCUCAGGUUUUGUGCACAGGCUCCUCCCCGAGGGGUGUGGCUUCAGGCGGCACUCUCAGGGCGAGGCAGAGCAGCAGACAGGGUGGCCCUGGCCCCACUUCUCUCCCCCAAGCAUUCCCAGGUUCCCUCAGAUGAGGAUGCAGAUGGUGGGCAUUGGAGAGCAAUGUGUGUGUGUGUGUGUUUCUGGCCUGACCUCAGUUCAUGCAAGAAAGUUGAAGCUACAAAAUUAUUUUCAAAAAUAAAGUAAAGGCUGAAUUGUCUGAAAAACACUGUAUAUGUAUGUGUUCUGGAAAAGGAGGUGGAGGCUUGAAGAAGGGGCUGGACAGCAAGAGAAGAGGAUCCCUUGAAGGAAGGGAAGCAGAUGACCAGGAGAUGGGUCAGGAAAGAGGCACAGGAGAGCUGAGGAGGGCCCAGGGUGCAAGAAAGGCCAGGCGUGGAGAUGGAGAGGGUCCAAGGCCAUACUCCCCACAGCCGAUCUCCAGAGGUGGGCUAUGCGGCCUCCCGUGGGCUUGGCCUUGCCCCCGAGCCUGAAGGCCUGGUCUGAGAACAGGGCGGGCGGGCCUCGCCUCGUUGGGCGCAGUGUGUGCGGGGUGCCCCUCUCGUGGCGCAGGCGGCGCUUUCCGGGUAUCCUCCAGGACCUGCCACCGAGCUCCGGGAUAGCCAGGCAAGAAAACAGGAACAUAGAGGUUACCUUACCCAAGGUCACACACCCAGAAGAGGGAUUUACAUUCUCACGACCAUUGCCUAAACCAGGAGAUGCGCUGUAUACCUGUAUUCAAGGCAGAAGACCUUUAUCUGACAAGAGCAUCAGUCUGGCAGCUGGACCAUAUAGGCCCAAAGUGAUCACAGCCUAAACAAGAUGGUUUAUUUCUCGUUCGCUCUGAAGUCCGGGUUGGGUGGUGGUUCAGGGCUGCUGCUGAAGGUCCACAUGCACCAGGGACUCAGUCCAGCAUCCUGCCUUCCUACAGCUUUAACACAUGGCUCCCAGCUCCUGCUGAAGAUGGUGCCUUGGCUCUGAAAGGAGGAAGAGGGAAGGAGAGGGCAAGCCCUUUGUUUUUUGAAUGAAACGCAGAAUUUGCACGUAUCACCUUCCGCCACCUCCCACUCACCACGACUUGGUGGUGCUCCCCUAGUCAGGGGAGACUGGGAGAUGGGGUGGUAGCCACAACUGCAGCUAAAACUUCAUAACAGGUAAGAGUAGGAGGAGGAACCGCUUCGGGAGGAGGCGGUUCCCUGCCCAGGGCAAGCUCCCUAUGAAUUCCAGGAGACUGAAGGAAGGCAAGAGCAGUAAGUUGGAGAUGAAAGGGUUUAUUCUCACGGUUCUGAACCUUGUUCUGAACCUGUCGCGCUCUCUGGCACUACUCGGGACCCCCUCACUCUCGCUCCCGAGCUCCCAGCUUGCUCACUCUCUCUGGCCAUUUUCCCCAUGAAAGAUUAGCCUUCCUUGGGUGUGAGCAAUAUGGCAAAACUUAUCAAAACCUCUCCUUGGAGACAAUAUUUGCUUAUUUUUCAAACUUUCUAUUUAGCAAAAGGGAGAAGCCCCUGAGGACCCCAAAUGGAGUAGGUGAGGGGUGAUGGGGCCUCACCAGGGUCCCCAGUGCCUCCCCUAGGAAGACAGACAGGAGCAGCAUGCUGAGGGACCAGCCUCAUGAAGCUGUGCAGUGGGAGUGAGGUCAAGUCAUGAAAGGUACCCUGCUUCUGUCUCGUUUGCUGGGCUGUUCAGGCUGGGAGCCCUGAGCUGUGUGGAGCGGCCAUGUAAGGUCUGGCAGCCGUGCGCCCUGCUGCGGAGGGCACAGCCCUGUGAGGGAGCUGUGUUGCCUACCCAUCCGGGAGCCUUUGGACAUCUGCAGCCUGGCUGACAUCUAGCUGCACCUGCCCGGGACACCCCAAGUUAUACUGGCCCAUUCCUGAGCUUAUGACCUCCAAAUAGUGAGCAAAGUAAAAUGGCUGUUUUAUGAGGCUAAGUUUUGAGGUAAUUUGUUAACUGAUAAUAGUACCCGGUAUUCUCAGGUGUAGUGUUCCAUCACUGAAAUCUUAGAAGAGUUUAUGUAACCAGAGGAAAAUGUUUAAACAAAUACUUUGAGAAUAGGAAUUUUUAAGCAUUUAUGCCUCAACACCCAAGGGCGAGGAUGUUGUUAUCUAGAAGACUGGUUCAAUUAUUUAGGUAGUAAUGAUCUUUGAAUGAAUGGAUGUGCAUAUCUUUUUUUUCUUCCAAAUUUUUAUUAUGAAAAUUCUCAAACCUGUAGAAAAGUUUAAAGAUCAUACCAAAAGCCUCCUUCCACUGAGAGGAUACAACAAUUGCUAUUUUGCUAUGUGACAAAUAUAUAUAAUUUUCUGUACCGUUUGACAGAAAGCUGCUGAAUGAAUAUUUUAUUUUCAUAUAAUCUCUUUGAUCAUAUAAGUAAUUACACUCAUUGUAUAACUGUAAAAUGUAGGAGAACAAAAAGAAAAACUUAAAAAUCAGCCACUUUCCAAAAUAAACUCUUCUAUAUCUGAAAACAAGUAAACAAAAACAAAACAAAAACAAAGGAAAAUAAAGUUCAUCCAUAACUGUCUUGA
Messenger RNA from Manis pentadactyla (Chinese pangolin), 5441 nucleotides. It is a transcript of the gene MGAT1, whose product is annotated as alpha-1,3-mannosyl-glycoprotein 2-beta-N-acetylglucosaminyltransferase. Bases 688 to 2031 code for a protein of 447 amino acids. The transcript is spliced from 5 exons. Gene Ontology annotation, molecular function: alpha-1,3-mannosylglycoprotein 2-beta-N-acetylglucosaminyltransferase activity. Gene Ontology annotation, cellular component: Golgi apparatus. NCBI's taxonomy places the organism in Eukaryota, Metazoa, Chordata, Mammalia, Pholidota, Manidae. The record is from RefSeq and is a predicted model, not a curated record. Gene Ontology annotation, biological process: protein N-linked glycosylation.